CAAAAUGAUACAUGGAGAUGAUGCGGGGGGUCAGGCUUGUCAGACGCGUGUGAUGGGUGCCACAUUAGCCCAGGCUUCUGCGAUGCACACCAGCCGCCGCUGAUAUUUACAUCCACUCAGGGCUGGAGAGCCGAGGCCGAGCGGCGGAGAUGAUUAGGCUUUUAUGGGAUCCCUGUGCUGGAGAUGGGGCUUCCAAGACCGCCAUUUGAGUUGAUUUGUGCAGUUGUUCAGCUGUGGUGGAUCAUUCUGAAUCAUUUGGCAUCCGGUCGGCUGGACAUCCGGCUCUGUCUCUGUCUCUGGCCCUGCUCCCCUGUACUGGCUGUGAUUGAACGACUGGACGAGCAAGACACUGUGAGAGACUGAAAGACGAGGGAGAGAGAUUCACUAAAACAACAGACUGUGUCCAGCUUUUCCUUGGGCUCAGGACUGUGUGUUGUCUCACUGUGUGUGUUUGUGUGUAGCUACAUCCCUCUCCCACCUCUGGGAUGAACGUCACCUCGCUGUUCUCGUUUACCAGCCCGGCGGUGAAGCGGCUGCUGGGCUGGAAGCAGGGCGAUGAGGAGGAGAAGUGGGCCGAGAAGGCCGUGGACGCUCUGGUCAAGAAGCUGAAGAAGAAGAAAGGGGCGAUGGAGGAGCUAGAGCGGGCGCUGAGUUGCCCCGGGCAGCCCAGCAGCUGCGUGACCAUCCCACGCUCGCUGGACGGUCGCCUGCAGGUGUCCCACCGCAAGGGCCUUCCACACGUCAUCUACUGUCGCGUGUGGCGCUGGCCGGACCUCCAGUCGCACCACGAGCUCAAAGCGCUGGAGUGCUGCGAGUUCCCCUUCGGAGCCAAGCAGAAGGACGUGUGCAUCAACCCCUACCACUACAAGAGAGUGGACAGUCCAGUUCUGCCGCCGGUUCUGGUGCCUCGUAACAGCGAGUUUAACGCCAAGCUCUCCAUGCUGCCACGCUUCCGUAACCCACUGCACCAGACGGAGCCACACAUGCCCCAGAACGCCACCUUCCCGGACUCCUUCCCACAACAGCCGCCUGGCAACCUCCCGUUCACACCCAGCUCUCCCACCAACAGCUACCCAGGAUCUCCGAACAGUGGCUCAGGAAGCUCCGCCCCCUUUCCUCACUCUCCCUCCAGCUCGGAGCCCGGCAGCCCCUUCCAGAUGCCAGAAACACCCCCACCUGCAUAUAUGCCCCCUGAGGAGCCGAUGACACAGGACUGUCCCCAGCCAAUGGACACCAACCUGCUAGCCCCCAGUCUGCCUCUUGACCUCAACAACCGGCCAGAUGUGCAUUCAGUGGCCUAUCAGGAGCCGAAGCACUGGUGCUCCAUCGUGUACUACGAGCUGAAUAACCGAGUGGGAGAAGCUUUCCUGGCCUCCUCGACCAGCGUACUGGUGGACGGCUUCACCGACCCCUCCAACAACCGCAACCGCUUCUGCCUGGGCCUGCUGUCCAACGUCAACCGCAACUCCACCAUCGAGAACACCCGCCGCCACAUCGGCAAAGGUGUGCACUUGUACUAUGUUGGGGGUGAGGUGUACGCUGAGUGCCUCAGCGACAGCAGCAUCUUCGUCCAGAGCCGCAACUGCAACUACCACCACGGCUUCCACCCCACCACCGUCUGCAAGAUCCCCAGCGGCUGCAGCCUGAAGAUCUUCAACAACCAGGAGUUCGCCGAGCUGCUGGCCCAGUCAGUCAACCACGGCUUCGAGGCCGUCUACGAGCUCACCAAGAUGUGCACCAUCCGCAUGAGCUUCGUCAAGGGCUGGGGUGCGGAGUACCAUCGGCAGGACGUGACCAGCACCCCCUGCUGGAUCGAGAUCCACCUGCACGGGCCUCUGCAGUGGCUGGAUAAGGUGCUGACGCAGAUGGGCUCCCCCCACAACCCCAUAUCCUCAGUGUCGUAGACCUCCGGCUCACAGGACCUUCACCAGACGAGCGGGUGAUUUGCUAGGCGGGG
Molecule: messenger RNA, 1957 nt
Organism: Astyanax mexicanus (Mexican tetra)
Lineage: Eukaryota; Metazoa; Chordata; Actinopteri; Characiformes; Acestrorhamphidae
Gene: smad1
Product: SMAD family member 1
Exons: 7
Coding region: 486-1904 (472 amino acids)
Biological process (GO): regulation of transcription by RNA polymerase II; anatomical structure morphogenesis; SMAD protein signal transduction
Cellular component (GO): heteromeric SMAD protein complex
Molecular function (GO): RNA polymerase II cis-regulatory region sequence-specific DNA binding; DNA-binding transcription factor activity, RNA polymerase II-specific; I-SMAD binding
Source: RefSeq, a predicted model, not a curated record